GGGCAGGCCGCGCGUGGGCCGCGCCUCGUUCAGACUUCGUUGGCAACUUCCCCGCGGCGCCCGGAGCGGGGUGAGUGCUGGGCCGGGGGCUGCGGGGUCACGGGGGGGGGGGGGCUGUGCUCGGACGGGGCGCGGCUCGGAGCUGAGCUGAGCUGUGCCCGCGGGGAGCGCGGCCGCGGGGGGGGCUGCAGCCGCGGGGCUCCGCCGCCCCACGGGGUUCCGCCGCCCUUCGGGGUUACGCGGCGCAGUGCUGCUUAAUUCCACGAUGGCAAACGGUGGGCGAUCCUGCUGGCAGGCGGAAGAGGAGAGGUCCGAUCGGCCCUGCUGAAUGGAUCCCUUUCCCUGGUUCUUAGCGUGAUCUUGGCAAACUCCACUCUUCACUAUGAGAAGUGAGUGGGCUCAGAUCCAUCAGCUGCAGCAAAAAAUGCACAUCACGAUUCUCCUUCUCUGUUGGAUUUUUUCAGUUCUGUUGAAUGUGUAAUUACAACUAUGGCAACAAGAGUUGAAAUAAAUUCUACUUUGGCGUCUUUGACGACGGUACCUGACUUAAAUGAGAUCAGAACAGAAGAUAAAUCACAGCGAGUGUAUGUAAGCGUGCUCUCAGAUGUAAGCAGCAAAACAAAGGAGCCUUCAGCAUCCCUAAUGCUUGAAGAAAAGAACAAAUUUGGGAGCACUCUGAGAUCUGCAACAAUGCCGUCGCUGGGAUCAAGGCCAAGACUCUUCCCCAAACCUUUUUCUAAAGAUACGCCUUCAGAUACUUUUGCAAAUGUAAAACCACCUAUUACAGCUUUCAGAUCAAGCAGUCUUAUUAGAAAGCCUUCUGAAGAAACAACGUCUGCUAAGGUGUCGGGCGGAAAUGUUCCUCCAUUAGUAGAUCACAAAGCCAUUGGAAAUGAAAGCAAGGCUGGCAGCGAAGUUGUCACAAACAUGACUUACUAUAGUGGUCACAAUACAAAUACUGUCAUUCUGUUUGAGACGGCGGGCACAGAGCAGUCAAAGGUGAGCCUGGCCCAAGGAAAAAGGGCUGCUGAUGACCGCAGGGUGUUGAGUACUAUGCAGACAAAAGAGCCUCAGUGCAACGUGAAGCAGGAGAAACCAUCUCAGCCAUCACCUGAGACCUCCAGGAGUCCUGAAGGGUCUCUUCACAGGCAGAUAUCGCUGUCCUCCAGUCUUCGACCGGUCUCCUGGAACUCCCUCAAAGCUGGAGAAAAGAAAGAUGCUACUGAAGAUCAUCCAGCGGAGAAAAACAACACCGAUGCAAAUAACAUGAACAGUAAAGUUGAUUUCUCUCUUGAUGUGCAGCAAAAGCCAAAACCUAGACCAGUAUCUGCUGCUUUUCUGGAAUCUCUGAGAGAUCAAAAGCAUCGUACUGUGGAAGCUUCUGAGGAAAAGUCUCCUACAGAGAAAUCGUGGGUUAGGAAACCAAGGCCUUUGUCCAUGGACCUGACGGCUAAAUUUGAACUUAAAGACCUUGCUACGAGCAAGAAGACUUGCUCAUCCCAUGAGAGCAAGGAGAGCGUAUCAGUAACUUCUUUUACUGACGUGGGCAGCCAUGGUCAGUCUGAAACGGGGCCAAAAACCGAAGAAAUGGAAUUUAAUAAAGGCAGCUCUUCAAAAACAAAUUUGAAAUGCAGUAGUCAGGAGAUUGGCAUCCUAAAUAAAGGAAAACACACGUGGGAAGCAAAGCAGAAAUCUGAAAGUGAGCAAACUGAGACAAAACCAAGCAUAGUGACUAAUUUGCAUAGUUCUGAGAGAGCCUUUGAAAGCACUGGUGAAAGCAGAACAAACAGGGAAGGGAAGAGGUUGGAUCAAAAGGAAACGUGUGUGUUUGUCAGCUGUGAAAGCCCUGCAGCUUCCUCAGAAAAGGAAAACAGCAUCGUAAGAGGUAGUGUUAAAAAACACAUCAGUUUGUUCACGUCAGAAAAUCCCAAUCCCUCUGGAGAUACAGAGACUCUCCCAUCGGCUGCUGAGAGGGAGAACAAAUGCAUGAAUAUCCAGCAGAGAAUCAAAGAACUGACAACAGAAAGCACCGAUGCUAAGCCGGGAAGUCUUCGCAGAUCGCUCCAAUCGCGACCGCUUUCUGCAGACUUGACAAAGAUGUUUUCAAGUCCAACAUCAUCAACCAGUGAAGCGAAGCCUGAGAAAGCUGCUGAAGUUAGGAACAGCUCUGGGAGUGAAACACAAGAACAUCAAAAAACCACGCUUGCUCAUAGUGGAGAUGCCACUGAAGCUCACGCUGCUGGGAACCCUUGGAAAUCCCGGCAGGUUUUAAAAAUUACCAACAGAACAGAUCAGACAGAGACAAAGGGAAGCUUCCCUGGAGACAGCCAACGCUUUUCUCAGCAAAGUGAAAAUCCCGUCUCGUUCACAAGCAGCUUUGAAAAAAGAUUAAAACCAACCAAUGCGACGGAAAAAACCUGCAUUAAAACUGUCCGAGCCACCAUGUUUGACCAUAACGUUCAGAGGCACAAUGUUGCUGAUGAUCUUCCUGCAACUGCUUCGCCGUUGAAAAUGAGUGGUGAGCUCGAAGCAAAGCCUGAUGUGGUGACUUUGGGGCAUACCAGGCGUUCGUGGGUGGGAGAAGCUUUUCCAAGCAAGUCUGCUGCUAGGGAUCCUAAUGAUUUCUUCUCCAGUGAAUGCACUUUAUCUGAACGAAAAAAAGACUUGGAUAAAACUGAAACUGAUGCAGUAUUAAUAGCUGAGAAAACACCUUACUCUACAAACAGAAGUAAAUGCUCUGGAAUAAAUGAGAAAACAAGCAAGCUACAUGCUGAAAUUAAAACAGACAGGAGUGAAGACUCUUCCACUGAUGAAACAGGGAGGUCUAAUCUGGUGAAAUGCUCUUCUGAGAAAAGGAGUUUUAGGCAAGGAGGAAUAGACUAUGAAUUUGGACCCAGCUUUGGUCACGAAGUUAUCUCAACCAGUGUGAAAAAACAGCAGGUCCAUUCAUCUUCGGUGCUUCUAAGUGGGCAACUAUGUAAAUCUUCCAGUAGCCUCCAUCCUGAUGUGAAAGAGGAAUCUAGAGCUUUUGCUUUGGGGAGAAGUCUAGACUCAAACUGCAAAGACCAAGCCUUUGGUUUACGUAGUAAGGCUCCUGAAAACAGAGAGAAAAUCAGAGUGAUAGACCCAGAAGAAAAGGUCAGGAGAACUAAAAGUAGCAUAUCUGACUUGAAGACUUCUGAAAGGUGGAGAAGGAAAACCUUGCCUCAUGAUUCUGUCAAGGCAGAAGAAAUCAGCUGGCUCACGCCUGAAAAUACAAAGAGGCUGAGCUGGACAGAUUCAUUGCAAUUGGAAGAAAAUUCACUUAAAAAGAGAAAUAUCAAAGAGCGGAUGGAGGGAAAUGAGGCAAACCAAACUGCUCCUGGCAGUUCUGAUGAGCACUUGAAAAGUCAGAGUUCUGCCUUUGAACCAAAGGCAACGUAUUUUGCAGUGACUUAUCAAAUUCCCAGUAUCAAAAAAGAGAAAAGCUUUGUUGGUACUGCUAGCACAAUAAGUAGUAAAAUUUCUAGCUCAAGUGAGGGGGGAGCAGUUAAUCUGGGUCCUGAUUUUUCUGGUAGGUCCAAACCAGAUAAAAGCAUAACGAGUACGGACUGUAGAGAAGAGUCACGAGAAGUGUAUAUUAAAAAGGAUUGGGUUAAAGGGGAGGACAAAGAUAAUGCUUCUUCCAAAAACAUUGCAUCUGGUAGUUUUCAUGUAUCUGGGAAAGAUAACCAGAAGUGUUAUGAAAAAGGUCUGGAUCAAUCUAAAGAGAAAAUCAUAGAUGUUGAUGCUUUUCUGUUAAAACAGGAACGGGAAAAUGCGGCUCAGAGUGAUCUCAAAGGUAGCAGAGGAAAGGUCUCCUCUUACCACGAACCCCGAUCCUCCCUGCAUUUUGCACAGCUGCACAAAGAUGGUGAGGCAGUCACACAGAAGAGCAGUGAAAGCAGCUAUGGUGUAUCAGGAAGGAAGGCUGAGGAUGCUUACAGGCCCCAGGUUCUUGAUAUUGAUGCCCUUAUGGCAGAAUACAAAGAAGAAUCAGUGAAGGGCAGUAGUAUUCAAGACAAGGUCUCUGAGGAGCAUAGUUUAUUUGGUAGGAACAAAUCAAAGAACAAAAGGAACGUGUCAGACAGGGUGACUUCUUCCUAUACCUGGAAAGAGUGGAAGGGAUCAGAUCACCAUGCUGUUAGUAACAAACAGGGCGAGUGUGCGGAGGAAUACCAUAGGCCAGAGAAAUUGGUUCCAACUGAAAAGAGCAAAGAGAAAUUGGAUUCCCAUGGCCCCGAGGCUGAUAAACAGAAAUCCAAAGACAGAAAGUUAUUCUCUCCUUCCUGGGAAAAUCCCAGCUGCUUGUUUCCAGAUAAGUUUGCCAAUUCUCCUGUGGAGUUCACUGCAAAGAAAACAUUCAUCAUUGAUGAUGAUCAAGACAUGAACUUAACUUCCAGGAACCAAAGCUCACAAGUUGUGGUUGACAAGGUACAGCCUGUACAUGCCAUUGGUGUGGACCAAAAAUUGGAAGUUAAUUUUGCUUCCAGACUGUCCAUAAAGGCCAACGAUGGGCUAUUACAGAAGAAGGUGGUCACAAAAGAGCAGUUCUCAGAGGUGACUCUGGAAGGGGACUGGAGCAAAAACGUAGCAAGGAGCUCUGUAACGAGGGACAGAGAUGAUGCGAGUAAGGUGACCUGUGCCAAUGACUCCUCCAACGUGAAAAGUAAAACAAAAGAUUGGAAGAGCUAUACGUCUGGGUUAGGAAGUGCACCCCCAGAUCUGAGACGCUCCUAUUCAGAAAAGAGCCGCCCUGGUAAAGAUGGCCUGGCACUCCUGCACGAAGCAAGAGGAAGAAAGGACCUGUACCGCUCCAGGCAGAGCUUCCCACCCGAGAGCGUGGAUAACGGGUGGAAAACCAAGGUCUCAUCUCAGUCGGAAUCUAUCUUCCACGAGGAUAAGAAGGCUCCUAGGAAGGAGUGGACCAAGCAGAGUUCAGAAAAAACAGACGGAAGAGAAUUUUCUUUUGUUUCUACUCAGAGAAGAAGUCACAGCUUUUUUUAUAAAGACAGAAGGGCGGAGAGCAUAACGGACCAGCUGAAGCAAUGCUUCACAAGACAGCCCCCCGAAGCCAAGGACACAGACACACUGGUGCAGGAGCCCGACAGCCAGUAUGGCACCUGGAGCGAGCAGCGGCGCAGCGGGGACAGCUUUGUGCCUGAAUCUCCUUCAUCAGAAAAUGACGCCAUUUCCACCAGGAAGCAGCCACCAAACAGCCAGCCAUCGUCCCUGUCCUCUCAAACAGAGCCCACCUCCCUGGCUGACCGCUGUGACUUCUCUAAAGACCAAAGGAGCACAAGUCUGGACCGUUCCAGCACUGACAUAGACUCUACUGAUGGGACUGAGUUACCUCCUCCAGGAGAUGCCUAUCCAGAUGGAAAGACCACUGACUUCUCCUUCAUUGAUCAAACCACCAUUCUGGACUCGAGUGCACUGAAAAACCGUGUACAGCUCAGCAAGAAGAGACGCCAUCGGGCUCCUCUUUCCCACUCUCUGAGAAGAAGCAGAGGGCUGGAGUAUGAAAACAGAUUUUCUUUGACUGAAGAAUCGGGUAGUACGUGGAUGUUUAAAGAUUCCACAGAAGAGAAGAAACCUAUGCAACAAGAGGAUUCUGAUGAGGAAGAAAAGACACAGCGUUCUGGGAGAUUGUCUUCUGUGCAGGCUCAGAGGCUUCCCAUAUUUCCAGGAAUGGACCACUCUGUUCUCAAGGCCCAGCUGCGGAAAAGACACGAGUCUGAGAGUCCUGGGGAGCCAAGUUCUGCUCAGCCGUUCAAAUCCCCUAAACCACAGCUUGGAACUCCUGGUAGCAGAAUACUGCCCUCCAGUGUAGAGAAGGAGGAAAGGUCAGAAGAAAAAUCUCCUCAGUGGCUUAAGGAGCUGAAAUCAAAGAAGAGACAGAGCCAUUAUGAGAAUCAGGUUUGAUAAAGAUAGUGAUUCUAGCUAGAAGAAGAUAAAGAAGUUUAACAGAAGCCUUAACUCAUCUGAACUUAAAAUUCACAUGUCAUGUUGCUGCUGUUUGCUUCCUGCCUCAACUGCUAUGUGCAUGGUGCCUUCCUGUUUUGUGGAGAAAGCUGCUUAAUAUUCAUAGUCAAAUACAAAGCUGUAUCUUUUCGGAUAUGGGAGGAUGGUCACUUUAGAGCUACCUGGAAGAAGAACCAGUGGUUCAUAGUGCUAACUUUCAGAGAGUCUCAGAAGAUUGUAAUGUUUGGUGUAGGAGUGCUGUGCACUGGAGAAGUCCUGUCACUGUUGAACAAAGACUUCAUUCCUACCCGUAUGUUCAGCACCUGAAAUGUACGACUUGUGGUAGUUGUGUUGGCUGUAAGGCUGGGCUUUGUGUUUGUUUAUGAACAGAAGAAUUUUAAUCAAAUUUAUCUUUUUUUGGUUGAAAAAAUAUAUAUAUAUAGUCAGCUCCUAUUGAGAAUGAAGUCUGUGGAAGGUGAGAGUGGAAGAACAAAUGAUGUUUACUGCCAUACUGAAAAAGGAAACUUGAUUUUUUUUUUGUAUAAUGUAUUUUUGAUUGGCUUAUAUUUCCGUGUGCUCUGCUGACCCAGCAGACAAAUAUCAGUUUUUUUUAGAUGAACAAAUUGUUAAUUUUCGGUCACUCUUGAAGUGGUGCAUUCAGUGUUUUGUCAGCAUGUGGGAUAAUUGCUUCAUUGGAAUGUCUUUCCUAAAAAAAAGGAUCAAGCAAUAACGUCAACCAGUUCUCUUUAAAAAGAUAUAUAUAUACAUAUAUAUACAUAUAUAUAUUAAAAGAAUGUAAAUACUGUUUUUUUUAUAACAAAAAAUAAAGGAAGAGAAGAGGGAGGAUGUUCUACUCAUAUCAGGGUUCCAGUUAAUUGUUGAAUGUCACCUUAAUAGCAGUUUGGAUAGUCCCACUUCAUGUUUUUAUUCGUUAAUCUGUAAAUACCAGUUUUAAGCUUUUAUUUUUAUGCUGAUUGUGUGGGAUAACCUAAACGUGAUCUCCGGUCUCUCAGAUGAUUUACUACUACUUCUUUUGCUAAGGCUGAGGUUCCAAUAGCCGUACAGAUCGCCUCAGGCAUAACGUGGGUGUUACGGAUAUCGCUGAUAUCUCCAAUGCAUUCGUGUUUUGAACACAGAUUCUGGCAUAUCAAGCAAGAUGCCCGUUUAGGGCACACUUGAUUCUUUCCCCCAUUAAGUGCUCUUUUCAGCAAUCCCGUAGGAAGGCGGACCCAAAGGAGCUGUCCGUUGUGCCGGCCCCGCUGGCGGGCGUCCUUCGCUCCUGCAGAUGCAGCACCAGCACUGAACUCUUUCUCCUUUUCUCCUUGAUGAUCCGGCUUCUCAGAAGGCUCCGAUUCCGGCGGGGCUCCCACAGCAGUGCAUCUGCCCACGCUGCUGUCUGCCGAGCCCGUCGCUGCCAAACCCAUGUGCCAGUGCUCCUCCCGGAGGAGCCCGCCCUGCUCAUCGGAAACGACAGCAGCACGUCAGGAUGCAGGUCCCAGCUGCACGCGUCUCACCCAGAUCUGCUUUCAGUAGCAGCUUCUCGUACUUCAUCAGUACGGCUCUCUAAUUAAAACCCUUCCUUGCUGCUGUGCCCCGUUGCACACCGGAGCUCUUGCCCCCGUCCCAUUUUAAGCCUCUUCCAACUCCCAACUCGCCACCUGACCUUCCAGCCCUGAGCCAUGGGACGUCUGCUCAAAUGGAGUCAACCAGAAGAGCUGCCCGUAGCCAAUUCUAAACAAAUUGCACAUGUUUUUUCUUUUUUUUUUUCCCCUUCUUGUUAGAUGAUGGUGGAAAAGGCAAAUCUGAGGUCAGCUUUGUGCACUCUGUUGGAAUUUUUCAGGCAGCAUUCACCAGCUGUGUCCCACUUCAAAAAGGAUCUAGAAAUCAGGUAAAUCCCCCCUGCUUACCAGAAUACUUAGGCAGGCUUAAUUCUAGAACUCGGCAGGCUGACGGUGUUGCGUUGCCACUCGUUGGAGAACUGGCUGUUCCAUGGUCUAACAGAUGAAGGCAGAGAUUCUUUGCCCACAGUGUUGGCUCUGUGUUUGGGGAACAAAUGUGUAUGCAUUUCCACGUCUGCUUGGACAAUGCACUGAAACUUACUGUAUUUGGUAGUUCAACCUACUACUGAGAAAUGUUUAAUGCUUACAUGUCUAAUUAAAAAGCAUCUUUAGAAUGUU
Gallus gallus (chicken) is the source of this 8159-nucleotide messenger RNA. RefSeq names its product KIAA1671. NCBI's taxonomy places the organism in Eukaryota, Metazoa, Chordata, Aves, Galliformes, Phasianidae. The coding region runs from base 490 to 5943 and encodes 1817 amino acids. The transcript has 13 exons. The record is from RefSeq and is a predicted model, not a curated record.